Molecule: messenger RNA, 2968 nt
Organism: Spea bombifrons (plains spadefoot toad)
Lineage: Eukaryota; Metazoa; Chordata; Amphibia; Anura; Pelobatidae
Gene: LONP2
Product: lon peptidase 2, peroxisomal
Exons: 15
Coding region: 54-2618 (854 amino acids)
Biological process (GO): protein targeting to peroxisome; protein processing; protein quality control for misfolded or incompletely synthesized proteins
Cellular component (GO): peroxisomal matrix
Molecular function (GO): ATP-dependent peptidase activity; ATP binding; serine-type endopeptidase activity
Source: RefSeq, a predicted model, not a curated record
UCUAGCUAUCGACUGGUUAACGCUCACCUAUCUUCCUGUCAGGACCCCGAACCAUGGCGUCCAGCGGCUUCAUCCAAAUCCCCAGGCGCCUGCCCCUGCUGCUGACACAGGAGGGGGUGCUGCUGCCUGGCUCCACCAUGCGGACCAGCGUGGACACCCCCGGGAACAUGGAACUGGUGCGCAGCAGGCUGCUGAGGGGAACCUCGCUCAAGAGCACCAUUAUCGGGGUUAUACCCAACACAAGCGACCCAGCCACUGACACCGAGGAGCUACCUGCCCUGCACAGGAUCGGCACAGCAGCCCUGGCGGUCCAGGUCGUAGGCAGUAACUGGCCCAAGCCUCAUUUCACUCUGCUGGUCACGGGCCUUUGCCGAUUCCAGGUGGCGGAGAUCUUGACGGAGAGACCUUAUCCCAUUGCAGUGGUUGAGCAGUUAGACCGGCUGGAGCAGCUGAGCAGUAAAGCUGAAUUCAAGGAAGCUUUGGGGGAUCUGUCAGAGCAGUUUUACAAGUACGCUAUGCAGCUGGUGGACAUGCUGGAUAACUCCGUCCCUGCCGUAGCCAAGCUGAAGCGUUUAUUAAAUAACCUGCCCCGGGAGCUGCUGCCGGACGUCCUGACGUCUAUAAUCCGGACGACGAAUGAAGAAAAACUUCAGAUUUUGGAUGCUGUUAGUCUAGAAGAACGUUUUAAAGUGACCAUCCCACUGUUACUGAGACAAAUCGAAGGAUUAAAACUCUUGCAAAAGACUCGAAACCCCAAAUUGGACGAGGAUAAAAGGGUGGUAGCAAUACGGCCCCUGAGGAAAAUCGGCGGAAUCGGUGGAAAGCAGUUUUCCCUGGAAAACACGGAAGAUGAGGAGGAAGAUUCAGAUGACAUCAUCCUCCUGGAGAAAAAAAUCAAAUCCUCAAACAUGCCUGAGCAAGCCCUAAAAGUCUGCGUGAAGGAAAUAAAAAGGCUGAAGAAAAUGCCCCAGUCCAUGCCUGAGUAUGCCUUAACAAGGAACUAUUUGGAGCUGAUGUCUGAACUGCCAUGGAGUAAAAGCACGACAGAUCGCCUGGAUAUCCGAGCGGCCCGGAUCCUGUUGGAUAAUGAUCAUUAUGCCAUGGCCAAGCUGAAGAAGAGAGUUCUGGAGUACCUGGCAGUUAGACAGCUGAAGAACAACCUGAAAGGGCCAAUUCUUUGCUUUGUAGGGCCCCCGGGAGUGGGUAAAACCAGCGUUGGAAGGUCCAUAGCGAAAACCUUGGGCAGAGAAUUCCACAGGAUCGCGUUAGGAGGAGUGUGCGAUCAAUCGGAUAUCCGAGGACACAGGCGUACCUAUGUGGGCAGUAUGCCAGGCCGUAUAAUCAACGGGUUAAAGAUAGUUGGGGUCAAUAACCCCGUCUUCCUCCUGGAUGAAGUUGACAAACUGGGGAAAAGUCUACAAGGGGACCCAGCCGCAGCUCUCUUAGAGGUCCUAGAUCCAGAGCAGAACCACAGCUUCACUGACCACUACCUGAACGUGCCUUUCGACCUCUCCCAGGUCCUCUUUAUAGCCACUGCCAACACAACUGCCACCGUCCCAGCGGCCCUUCUGGAUAGAAUGGAAGUACUAGAGGUUCCAGGGUACAGCCAAGAGGAGAAGAUCGAGAUUGCCCAUAGACACCUGAUCUCCAAGCAGCUGGCCCAGCACGGACUGACUCCAGAGCAGAUCCAGAUUCCCCAAGAAACUACACUAGAAAUUAUCACCAGGUACACCAGGGAAGCAGGGGUGCGCUCGCUGGAACGGAAAUUUGGGGCCGUUUGCAGAGCUGUUGCCGUUAAAGUGGCGGAAGGACAACAUCGUGAGCCCAAAACGGGGACCUCGUAUGAGGUUGGCGCAGAAGAACCCAAGGCGACUUUCCCAGAAGAUCCCAAAUCCGGAGCCAUCGCAGCGGAUCUGGCUUUGCCGCCGGAAAUGCCGAUUCUUAUUGACCGCCAUGCGUUGAAGGACAUCCUUGGGCCUCCCAUGUAUGAGGUAGAGGUGUUUGAACGUCUGAGCCAGCCAGGUGUAGCUAUUGGUUUGGCAUGGACCCCUCUCGGGGGCGAGAUCAUGUUUGUGGAGGCAAGUCGCAUGGAUGGGGAGGGACAGCUCACUCUUACCGGACAGCUAGGGGAUGUCAUGAAAGAGUCGGCCCAUCUAGCAAUCAGCUGGCUGCGCAGCAAUGCAAAGAAAUACCAGCUAACUAACGCAUCUGGAAGUUUUGAUCUCCUUGACAACACGGACAUCCAUCUCCACUUCCCUGCUGGAGCUGUCACAAAAGAUGGACCAUCUGCAGGGGUCGCCAUAGUAACGUGCCUGGCUUCUCUCUUCAGUGGUCGGUUGGUGUCCUCGGACGUGGCAAUGACAGGCGAGAUCACGCUGAGGGGACUUGUUCUCCCGGUUGGAGGAAUCAAAGACAAAGUGCUCGCGGCUCACAGAGCCGGCCUCAAGCGGGUCAUUAUUCCCAAGCGGAACGACAAGGACCUGGAAGAAAUUCCUCUUAACGUGAGACGCGAUCUGAGCUUCGUACUGGCGGACUCGUUGGAUGACGUUCUAAACGCAGCUUUCGCUGGGGGGUUUUUAAUAAAAACCCCACCUGAGCUCCUGAACAGUAAACUGUGAAACGCCUGCGCAGCGGCUCCUGUCCCGAGGGCUCUGCCAAAACACAGAGCGAGUCCUGCUAGAUUCCAGAGAACGCGACGUUCUGAAUAGAUCGCUGCAUUACUAUUACGACACGAGACUUUGAAGGGUAGGUUUAAUUUAAUGAUCAACAUGUUAUAAAUUGUACUCAAUGCACUGCGGCCUGCCGGGUGGCUACCCAUGUGUGGCACUACACCUCCUGGCACGUUCUGAAGGUGGUAGUCGUGCUACCCCGGCCCAGCUUCAUGUUGGCCGCUGUGUUUUAAUCACACAAAUUAAUGUCCGAGUGGAAUAAGUCACGAGUACAUCCCCAUUCCUUAUCUUUGCAGUUU